Molecule: messenger RNA, 5581 nt
Organism: Podarcis muralis (Common wall lizard)
Lineage: Eukaryota; Metazoa; Chordata; Lepidosauria; Squamata; Lacertidae
Gene: SEMA3B
Product: semaphorin 3B
Biological process (GO): positive regulation of cell migration; axon guidance; neural crest cell migration
Cellular component (GO): plasma membrane
Molecular function (GO): chemorepellent activity; semaphorin receptor binding
Source: RefSeq, a predicted model, not a curated record
GAGGCGCUCCCCCGCCCCCCAGUACCCGGCUCGGAGCGCCCCCCUUCGGCGGCAGCGGCGGCAAGGAAAGCGAGGGUCGUCCCGAGCUGGAGAAGCAGCUGCCAGAGGUUCAGAGUCCAGCGCCUGCAGAGGAGAAGAGGCAGCUGCUGCUAUGAUCCAGGCACUGGUGCUCCUGUUGCUGGCUGGAAAUGGAGCCUCGGCUACCAGCACCAAUCCGCGUUUGAAGCUCUCCUUUCAUAAUUUGCGACUGCGUCACGGACUGCGCACUUAUGAGCUGGAGCGCUCCUGCUGCUAUGACUCGCUGCUUCUGGAUGAAGAGAGGGGACGGCUCUUCGUGGGUGGAAAAAACUACCUGGCCUCCCUGAGCCUAGACAACAUCAGCAAGCAGGACAAGAAGAUUUACUGGCCAGCGCCUGUGGAAUGGAGGGAAGAAUGCAACUGGGCAGGAAAAGACAUCAAUGCCGAGUGCAUGAACUUCGUCAAGAUCCUGCACCUCUUCAACCGGACGCACCUGUAUGCCUGCGGCACUGGGGCCUUCCACCCCAUUUGUGGCUUCGUAGAAGUUGGGCAGCGUGCAGAGGACUCUGUGUUUAAACUGGACCUGAAGAACUUAGAAGAUGGCAAAGGCAAGAGCCCCUACGACCCACGUCAUGUGGCCGCUUCAGUGCUGGCAGGUGAAGAGCUCUAUUCUGGGGUGGCUACUGACCUGAUGGGCCGCGACUUCACGAUCUUCCGCAGCCUUGGCUCAAGGCCCUCUAUCCGCACGGAGCAGCAUGACUCCCGGUGGCUCAAUGAGCCCAAGUUCAUUGAUGUUUUCUGGAUCCCGGAGAGUGAGAAUCCCGAUGACGACAAGAUCUUCUUUUUCUUCCGGGAGACAGCAGUGGAAGGAGCCCAGGGGCUGGGCAAGCAGACCUUCACCCGCAUUGGCCAGAUCUGCCGGAAUGACAUGGGUGGGCAGAGGAGCCUGGUGAAUAAAUGGACAACUUUUCUGAAGGCCCGGCUGGUGUGCUCGGUGCCCGGCAGCGAUGGGAGUGAUACGUACUUUGACCAGCUCCAUGAUGUAUUUUUGCUGCCAACCAGAGACAAGCGCAACCCUUUGCUGUAUGCUGUUUUCACCACCUCCAGCACCGUCUUCAAGGGCUCUGCUGUCUGUGUCUACCAUAUGAGUGACAUCCGCAGAGCCUUCUUGGGACCUUUUGCUCACAAGGAAGGGCCAAACUAUCAGUGGGUGUCCUACCAAGGCCGGGUCCCUUACCCUCGCCCAGGAAUGUGUCCCAGCAAAACCUUUGGCACAUUUAGUUCCACCAAGGAUUUCCCUGAUGACGUGAUUCAGUUUGCUCGCAACCACCCGUUAAUGUACAACUCUGUGUUGCCACAUGGCCAGCGACCCAUCUUCCUGCAGACCAACGUGGGCUACACCUUCACCCGCAUCGCAGUAGACCGAGUGGCUGCUGCUGACGGCCACUAUGACGUCCUCUUCAUUGGCACAGACAUUGGCACUGUCCUGAAGGUCGUCUCUGUGCCCAAGGAGAGCUGGCAAAACAUGGAGGAGCUGCUGCUGGAGGAGCUGCAGGUGUUUAAGGACUCCUCUCCAGUUACAAGCAUGCAGAUCUCCUCCAAGCGGCAACAGCUCUACAUUGGCUCCAGGACUUCUGUUUCCCAGCUGCCCUUGCACCGCUGUGGGAUCUACGGCAAAGCUUGUGCUGAAUGCUGCCUGGCUAGAGAUCCAUACUGUGCCUGGGAUGGGACUACCUGCACUCGCUACAUGCACAACACCAAAAGGCGGUUCCGGCGUCAGGAUGUGCGAAAUGGGGAUCCCAAUGUGCUCUGCUUUGGAGAUCCCCAGCGAAGCAGCGUCCCAGAAAAGAAAUUAUAUGGAGUGGAAGGCAGCAGCGCUUUCCUGGAGUGCCUCCCUAAGUCACUGCAGGCCCAGGUUGUGUGGACGUACCAGAAAAGCAGCAGCGCCCCCCGGAAGGAGGUGCUGUUGGAUGACCGAGUCAUCAAGAUGGAGCGGGGGAUUCUGUUGCGCAAUGUGCAGCGCAAAGAUGCUGGCCUCUACCACUGCCACGCCACGGAGCACGGCUUUACCCAGAGUUUGCUGCACCUCCAGCUUGAAGUGAUUCACGCCCAGCAGGCAGACUCACUCUCCGUCUCCCGGGAAGAGGAGCCCGCACAGCCCUUCCACCGCAAGCUCUGGUACCAAGAUUUCUUGCAGCUGGUGGACCACCCCAACCUCAGUACCAUGGACCAGGUAUGUGAGCAGCUGUGGAGCCGCAAGAGCCACCAGCCGAAGAAGAAGCCGCCGCUACCCCCUCCACUCAGCGUCAAGGCCAAGAGCCACAAGUGGAAGCACCUGGAGGACAAGCGGAAAGGCCGCAGCCGGAGAACACACGAAGUGCCCCGUGCGGAGAGGGGGCCCCGGAGCACUGACGUCUGGUGACCUGCAUGGAGUGCAGCUGGACAACCAACCUCUAUGCUGGGGAGCAGGGUGGGCGUGUAGGGAAAGGGGUGGGAGAGAGGAUGCAGGACCAUGGUUUGGGGGAGAGGGCUUCCUUUCCAUCCUCCUGGCGGCCGCUUCAUACGUAGUUUGUAGGGGGGGUGUUGUCGUCAUAGCAACUUAGCUGCCAUUCUUCAGAACUCGGUGCGAAGCAACAGAACCCGACAGGAGAGGGUGGCUUCUGUAGCCCUCGCCUCUUCCGUAACAUACAACCAAAGAUGGUGGCAGCAGUCUCGGGGGACCAAAGGAACCAAGUUAUGAUGAUAUCCUGUGCAGUGGGAAGUAAACCAGGCAGCAUACGCCAGGAGUUGUGGUCCCUUUUUUCUUACCCUCAAGGAUCUGCUGACUGUCAAGAUGUAAUUCUGGGGCUGAGGAGCCUUCUAGCUCUGGAGCGUCUGUUCGUGCUCAGAAUCUUCCUCUGAAGAGGACAGUCCCCCGACGCAUCCCUCUGUCUUGAUAGGCAGGGUGCCUACCCCGUUUCCUCUCGCUUCCAUAACCAAACCGACCUGCCUUGUGCGCAUAAGUGUAGCAAUGUGCUCUCCCCCUCCAGAGACACUACAGAACCACUGAUGUAUUUAUUAACAGAUUGUUAACUGAUGAAUGUAAAUCCACCACCAGGUGGCCCACCAGCAUUUAGCCUCUGACUGAAGGGACAGGGCUCCUGUUGCCCAAAGGAUUGUGGGUACACUUCUGAAAUGUUUUGGAUGUGCAUGUGGCAAUGAUGAUGGUAACAGAGAUGAGGAACCGUGGCAUAUCUCCUACGCUCUCAGAUCUAUAUUUUAUAUGGCCCUCAGGGGAUUCUUCAUCAGACUGAGACCCCCUCAAGUGGCAGGGCAGUAACAGAAAGGCAGUUAACACACUGGUAAAAUAUUGAAGUUGAGGCCCUGUCAUUACACAAGGAUGUUUGUAAGGUCAUGUUGAGCAGUGGAGGUGUCUAUCUGUCCUUCCUUUGAAGGUUAUUGCCAGAAGAAUGAUGGCCAACCAAGGUUUGUUCCCUUCUUUGGUCUGCUCUGGGGCCCAAGUCACCAGCCAAAACCCAUCGGGAACAAUAUCUAAAAGAGUAGCCCAGACCUCCCCUUCUCCAUCUGUUUUGGGCCAUAUCUCCCACCUUCUCUUGGCCAUGUUGACUGGGGGUGAUGGGAGUUGUAGUCUAAACCAUUUGUAGGGCACCAUCUUGGGAAAGCCUUGGCUAGACCAAAUGAGGACACUCAUUUUGAAUUCUUCAUUUUGGGAGUGCCUUGUGAGGCACCUCUGUGGAGUGCCCAGAAAGGUGUGGUCAUGCAGAUGAAGCUCAUCUGUCCCUUAGAUAUGCUGGGGAGGUGUUGAUCUCUGUGUUGCUUCCUGUUAGGUUUCAGUCUGAAGGGAGGUGGAGGUGUUGGCCUGAUAGAGGCAAUGCAGUCUUGUCUUGGAUUAGGAUUUGGGCAGCAAGGGUCUGAGAUAGAUAGAUGUGCUCUGAUUUAAGAUAUAUAAGCUGUUUCUGUGGUAUCUGAAACACUAGAAAAGGGUGAUAUCAGCACUACCUAGUCAAGCUGAAAGUCGCUGUCUAGUGAAACAGAAAGUGAGACUGGAGCCCACCAUCUUAAAGAACAGAGCAGAACCAAUGGUUAGUUAUUAAAUUCACAGUUCACAGCCAGUAAAAGGAAAACUGGCUUACAGAGUUCUCAACAGCCUGUACUGUACCAUUUUUUUAGUGCAAACUGCCCCUAAAUUGUCCUGCCAGUGAGGAAUUUCACAGCUUCUUUAAGAAAAAUUGUUGUUUUGCCUUUUAUUUCCCUUUGCUUUUAGAGUAGCCUACUGCCAUGGCACCUGGCUGUCCCUUUUGCCUAUGUAGGGUAAAAACUUUCUCUAUAAUACAUGGAUGUUAGAACUAAUCUGAGAUAUUUUACAAAUAGAUUCUGCUACAUUGUCAUUCUACUUAGGGUUGCCAUAUGUCCUCCUUUUCCAGGACACACCCUCUUUUUCAUGGGUGUGUAAAAUGAGUGUCGUCACAGCAAUCCAUAGUUAAAAGUAAAAGUUGGCAAAUGUGUCCUCUUUUUUGCUCUCCAAAAUAUGGCAGCCCUAUCUACCCCCCUCCCCACUUUACCAGGCAAAGUUGCUGAUUUAAAAUGGAACCAAUAUCCCACAUGUACAGGUCUUUUAAGGUUUUUUUAAGAACACUUUUUGCAGUAUUGUAAGCUACACCACAGACUGUGGAGCUGUGUGGUGAGGGAUAAAUGGCAAAGGAGAAGCAAAUCAAGCUUAUUACAUUAUUCCAGAGUCUUUGGUCUACCCAAAAAUGGACUUGGAAAUGUAGUUUUCAGAGAGCGCAGAGAAAAUGACAAUUCCUAGCAUGCCUGGCACCAGGCUCAGAGUGAUAGCAGCACCAAUGCCAUGUGAAGGAAGGAGGAGAGACCUACCCCCCUUGUCACUACCAGGGCUGCAGAAUCAGCAGCGAGGUUGACUUUUGGGUGAGUGAGAGAAUUUGAAGGCAGGGGGAUAGGUUAGAGGAGGGAUUUGACCCUGUUGGACCUUCAGCUGGAAGCAUACCUGAGUUUCCAGAGCGACUCUCUUGAAAAAUAGCUGAUCACAUAGUCAGACUUUUCCUAGACUGUAUCAUUUCAGACUGCAGAUAUGGAACUGUUCGGUUGAAUGCUGUCCCAUAUUUCUUUUUUUAAAAAAAAUAAAAAAUCCCUGCACAUAAAAGAGGUUUCGGGAACCCCCUUCUAUCCUGACAUCUUGUUUUCCCAGGCAGCUGACUGAACCCUGUUGGAGACCAGGGUUUCUGAAGCCUUUAAACGGCAUUAAUAAAAUGGCAUUAAUAAAAACAUAAUGUCAUCACUGUAAUCUUCCUUGCUUGGUUAUGGGGAAUGGCUGUGAUUUAGUAUGCUGCUCAAGUCUUAGCCUGUUUCCUGUAGCUAAGGGGUGUAAGGGAGAGUGUGUCAUGAGAUUCAGUUAUGCCUAACACUUCAUCUUUGAGUUCUGCCUCCUACUCUCUUUUGUGCAUGAUUGACAGCUGUGAAGGAUUCAGGCAUGCAUAGCUUGCCAUUUCCCCUUGUACGUAAUUUGGGGAAAGGGGUUAGACCCAUUAUUGUGCAGUGAGCCACA